Monopterus albus (swamp eel) is the source of this 3579-nucleotide messenger RNA. It is a transcript of the gene gdf6b, whose product is annotated as growth differentiation factor 6b. Gene Ontology annotation, molecular function: growth factor activity; cytokine activity. NCBI's taxonomy places the organism in Eukaryota, Metazoa, Chordata, Actinopteri, Synbranchiformes, Synbranchidae. The record is from RefSeq and is a predicted model, not a curated record. The transcript is spliced from 2 exons. Bases 296 to 1516 code for a protein of 406 amino acids. Gene Ontology annotation, biological process: BMP signaling pathway. Gene Ontology annotation, cellular component: extracellular region.
CUUGUUUGAUGCAUUUUGUAAUGUUUGUACCCCUUUGGUCUAAAUGAAGAAUGUUGAGGGGAAGAACAGUUUUACAGCCUUAAUUUGCGUCCUCCUUUUAGCCUUAACGAUCGCAGUACCACGUGGGCGUGUUCUCGCCUCUUGUUAAACUUUGCACCUCCUGUCCUCCAGAGCUGUGCGCACUUUGCAGAGCAGCCACUUGCUGCAGAGCGGAUGCAGAGGUGAGCAUCGGCUUUGCCCGUGGUCCCACGGCCACAGCUCAGGCUCCGGCUCUGAUUCAGGACGAGACCAGAGGAUGGACUUCUAUCAUUUUACUCUACUCUGCGGGGCUCUGGUGUUUGUUUGGGAAGUCCCUUGUUUUCAGGCUCUUGCUAUUUUCCCUGUAGCUGCUCCAAAGAGCAGCAAGGUGGCGAAACAUUUGAAUGGACAAGAAUCAUCGAAAUAUUUUUACGCACCGCCAUCCAUCGACAAAAAGGGUAAAGCAUCAUCGAAAGAUUUAAUCGAGCCUCAUGACUACAUGCUAUCUAUAUACAGAACCUUCUCCGCGGCGGAGAAACUGGGACUCAACGCCAGUUUUUUUCGCUCGUCAAAAGCUGCAAACACUAUCGCAAGUUUUGUGGACAAUGGACAAGAUGACCUCCCACUCUCCCCUCUGAAGAGACAGCAGUAUCUGUUCGAUGUCUCAACCCUCUCCAAAAAAGCAGAGGUGCUGGGAGCCGAGCUCAGGAUAUACACUAAAGUGUCUGGGAAUUUCAGGAUAUCGGAAACAGAGCCCGUCGACAUCCAGCUCCUCUCCUGCCAUGACCACCAGCUGCUUGACUCCAAAACACUGGAUCUGCAGGAUUCUCACAGGCCCAAGUGGGAGGUGUUGGACGUCUGGGAAAUAUUCAGAGAACGACAGCAGGGGAAGCUCUUCUGCCUGGAGCUCAGGGCCUUGCUGGACAACCCUGAGAGAGAGCUGGACUUGCACCUUCUCGGCUUGCACAGGCACAGGAGGCCUCAACAGAAGAAAGCCAUCUUAGUGGUCUUCACCAGGUCCAAGAGGAGGCAAACUCUCUUUAGUGAGAGAAGAGAAGGGAGGGCACUGCUGGGCUUAGAGGAGAAGACCAAAGAGAGAGGCUCUGGCACCAAAGCCAGCAGGAGAAGGAGGACAGCUGCAUCCAAAACCCGUCACAGGAAGAGACACGGCAAAAAGGCCAAAUCCAGGUGCAGCAAGAAGCCCCUGCAUGUCAACUUCAGAGAUCUGGGCUGGGACGACUGGAUCAUUGCCCCGCUGGAUUAUGAGGCGUACCACUGUGAGGGUGUGUGUGACUUCCCCUUGCGCUCCCACCUGGAGCCCACCAACCAUGCCAUCAUCCAGACUCUGAUGAAUUCAAUGAACCCCAGCAACAUGCCACCGAGCUGCUGUGCCCCCUCCAAGCUCAGCCCAAUCAGCAUCCUUUACAUCGACUCAGGAAACAACGUGGUCUAUAAACAGUACGAGGACAUGGUGGUUGAGUCCUGUGGCUGUAGGUAGUAGAUCUGACAGCUGUAGGGAUCCACAAUGGCCUCUUUCUUGUUCUUCGGGCUCUUCGGCUAAUGGGUGUCACGCAGCAUCUCACUCUGUGCGGUGGGAAGACUGUGCCUGAAUGUGGAGAAACUAGCAACACGUAUUCAUGCAUUUCAGAACCAUGCACCCCCAAAGCCAGGUUUAGUACCUCAAACAUUGUUUGUACAUUUGUUUGUUUGUUCUGUUGCAGUACUGGUUGCCUUAUACUCUGCAGUGCCUGCGUAUUUUUGGAUAUACACUAAACGUAUCUCUUCUGUGUCACCAAAUCAACAAAAGAUUUAAAAGAACAGUUUAACAUUUUUUGGGCAAUGUGCAUAUUUGCAUCUUUGCUGGGAAUUUGAUCAGAAGGCUGAUACCACAAAAUACAAAGCUACGCCCCGGACACUGUUAGCUUAGCAUAGCUCUGUCUCUAAGGUAACAAAAUCUACCUGAAGACCUGCACAAAACACCACCUGUGAUGUGUAAAGCAAUUAGAUCAUUUCUUUAUGCGCUUUAGAUGUGCUGGUAGGUGGAUUUUGUUACCUUCAGACAGAGCCAGGCUGUUUCCCUGAUUCCAGUCUUUAUGCUAAACUACGCUAACCAUCUCUCAACUGCAGCUUCACAUUUACUGUGCGCACAUGAGUGGAAUCAAUUAUCAGAUUUAACUCUGGGCAAGAAAGCAAACAAUUUCCCUAAAUGCUAAAUUAUUUAUUUAAAUAAGAUGUCUGAAAUGUAUCAUACCUGAGGGAGAGGAAUCUGUUCAUACAAAAUAAUUGUCAGCAACAAUUAAAACAAUCUGUGUCACUUUUUACCACCAGCUGUUCUUCCCAUGGACUGCUAGUACAAUGAACAGUUGGUUAUGAAUAUGUGUGAUGGUAGAUUAGGAAUACCCUGUAGUAAAAUCAGUACAGGUACAAUGCGUGUCAGAGUACACAACUGAAACCUUGAAAUAUGUGGUGUCUUCCUACAGUCAGAGUAGUCUGAAUCCAGCUGUGUAAUAAAUCUCUAAAAAUGAUAUCACACUGGUCUAACAAUCAAUAAUAGUCUAUUGUUGUUUGUUGUUUAAUUUAGGACAUGCUGAUUGGACCACAUUGAUUGAUUACAUUUCUUGGCUUGUUUCUUCCGUACUUCAGAAAAAUGUUAUGAUUAGCAAAGUGGAAUCCUUGAGCGAGAUCUCUGCCAGGAUUAAAAAGCAGGUUUCCAGCACUUGACAUGGCCUAUAACUCAGGGAACAGCCUCGAGCGCUGGAGACAAUGUGAAGUCCCCUUUUCACAUAAAACCACCAUCAGUACAUCCUCAUUAGUUUACUUCUUUGUGUCUGUUAUGCACUGUUCAAAGGUAUCUUGUGUAAAUAUUUGAUAGAGAAAUAAUAAUUUAUGUUCUAGAAAUAAGUUAUUGCAUUUUUAUUGUCUGCUUUGCUCCAGUACAACUUCCAGACAGUGUGAGUCACACAUCUGGAUGUUCAGGUUCAAAUAAACACGUGGGUUGUUUUGAUAACGAAGCAUCACAGCUGUGUUCUGCUCGCAGAUUGUGAAAUAUUACAACAUCAUCAGUAUUGUCAAUGUGCAUCUAAAUAGGAAAGAAUUCAUCCCCAAAGAACAAGCAUUGUUUUUGUUUGGGGAAUGUGUUUCUUUUCCUAUGCUAUUGUUUAAAACAUUGGUAGCACAUUUUAGCUGUUUUAUUCUGUUUAUGUUUUGUAUUAUUUACUGGAAUCCAAAUAUAAUAUAUAAUAUGCCUGACUGACACAGAGAGAUGGAUGAAUAAUUCAUAAAUUUAGCAAACUGAGUUACAUCAGCUAUAGAGCAUUAGCUACCGAACGUUUGCUAACAUUAGCAAACAUUAGCCUCCAUAGCAGACCUAGCGAAACUGUAACAGUAAAAUAUCUGACUGUACUGAAAUAUGCAAAAGUGUGUUUAUUUCUUAUGAGGACUGUGUUACUUUAUAAUUAGACAUCUCACUUUUAACCUGCAAUAACCUUUUUUUUUUGGUCACUUGGGGGCAACAUUGUUAUCACAUUUCAAGUUGAUUGCUUGCUUUCUGUUUUUUACACA